Molecule: messenger RNA, 3621 nt
Organism: Eufriesea mexicana
Lineage: Eukaryota; Metazoa; Arthropoda; Insecta; Hymenoptera; Apidae
Gene: ninaB
Product: neither inactivation nor afterpotential B
Exons: 10
Coding region: 274-2202 (642 amino acids)
Biological process (GO): carotene catabolic process; retinal metabolic process
Molecular function (GO): carotenoid dioxygenase activity; beta-carotene 15,15'-dioxygenase activity
Source: RefSeq, a predicted model, not a curated record
AGCAGAUUAACGGAACAAUGUCAUUCGUUCGUCGAAGCCCCGAGAGAAACGAUGGAUUUCACCCACAAACGAGUCUAUCAGAUUCUAUCGGCGAUCCUGGGACCGUUGGCAAGGGAAUCGGAACAGGAGAACGAGGAGAAUGAAACGUAACAAUCGACUACCGACACUUCUCUCUCAAAGUUGAUCGAAAAUAAUCGUGGCCGCGAAAAAGUUCAUGUACGCUUUUAGUCCUUUGCUUUUUAACGAUUUAGCUCGGUAGUAUUCGCGAAAGUUAUGAAAUCGUCCAGUAGAUCGCGAUCGGAAAAUGACUUUUCCUCUGUCAAACUACACGAACUUGACGACCUGUUGUAUGGGAAACGAAUGAAAUUCUCGAAGACGUCGUUUCGCCUAAACGACGUCGAAGACUGUGUGAAGACUGACAAGAAUGAAUCGGAAGAGAAGAAGGAAAAUUAUUUCCCGAAUUGUGACGCGUCCGUGUGGAUGAGGUCUUGCAAGAAGGAAGUGAUAGAACCAAUAACUGGCGAGUUGACAGGGAAAAUACCAAGUUGGCUGAAAGGAACCUUGCUGAGGAAUGGACCAGGCAGCUUGCAAGUCGGGGAAUACAGCUUCAACCAUCUGUUCGAUAGUUCAGCUUUACUACAUCGAUUUGCCAUCGUCAAUGGAAAUGUGACUUACCAGUGCAGAUUCGUCCAGACGGACGUGUACAAGAAGAAUAACGCAGCACAAAGGAUAGUGGUCACUGAAUUUGGCACAAAAGCAGUACCAGAUCCUUGCAAAAGCAUUUUUCAAAGGGUCGCAGCGGUAUUUAAGCCAGAAAACGACUCUGAUAAUUCCAUGAUAUCGGUAUAUCCUUUUUCCGAUGAGUAUUACACGUUCACGGAAUCAGCGAUGAUUCAUCGUAUCGAUCCAAAAACUUUGGAAACUACAGGCAAGGUAAACGUGUCUAAUUACGUUGGAAUCGUAAAUCACACGUCUCACCCUCACAUAAUGAGCGAUGGCACCGUUUAUAACAUGGGACUGAGCGUGACACCACGAGGACCCCUAUACAACGUUGUUUGCUUUUCGCCAAGCCGAAUUGUUAUUGAUGAUUCGGGAGAGGAGAAGGAAUUAUCCAUGUUCGACCAAGCCACCAUCGUCGCCAGCGUUCCAUCCAGAUGGCUGCUGAAUCCCUCUUACAUGCAUACGUUUGGCAUCACUGAGAAUUACUUCAUCAUCGUAGAGCAACCGUUAGCAGUGUCCCUGACCACUGUGGUGUCCUGUAAGAUGAAACAACAACCGAUGUGCGCAGCCCUGAAGUGGUAUGAGAACGAAAACACUCUUAUACACGUGGUUUCGAGAGACACAGGAUUAUUGGAGAGGACGUUUAUUUCAGAGGCAUUUUUUUAUCUUCACAUCAUUAAUCAAUUCGAAACACGUGAUCGCGAUUACGUGGUAUUGGAUAUAUGCUGUUAUCGCGACGCCAAGAUGUUAGAUUGCCUAUUUGUGGAUGCAAUGAAGAACUUGCAUAAGAAUCCAGAUUAUGCCAAGAUGUUUCGUGGAAGACCGCUGAGAUUCGUCUUACCAAUGAAAUAUCCACGGUCGGACGUGCCGUUGGAGUAUAAUUUAAUUACAGCAAAAACGGUGAACCAAGGCCUGGAGUCUUUCCAAGAUAACUCUGACAGAUGCGAAAAUAAAUCUGGUUCAGAGUUCAUCGAAUCAUCGAAUGAAAUCCCCGAUAAGGUGACUAAAGCCAAGAGAAACGAUUAUAAAAAUAUCCUUCAGAGGAGAGCAGCCGCUCAUAGGCUCGCGAAUGGCAAUAUUUUUGUAAAACCGGAACUCCUUUGCGAUCUGGGCUGCGAGACGCCACGUAUUAAUUACGAGUUCUAUCUCGGGAACGAGUAUCGAUACUUUUAUGCUAUUUCGAGCGACGUGGAUCUGGAAAAUCCUGGAACGAUUAUCAAGGUGGACAUCUUGAAGAAAACUAGGAAAACUUGGUGCGAGAAAAAUGUUUAUCCUAGUGAACCGGUUUUUGUACCAGAUCCAAGGGGGAAGAACGAAGACGAUGGAGUGGUUCUCAGUUCCAUUGUGUGGUCUGAUAAAGAGACACGCGUCGGGCUGCUGAUUCUAGACGGCGUGACUCUUACGGAAAUUGCAAGAGCCACCUUUGAAACUCCUGGCCCGGUGCCAAAGUGCUUACAUGGCUGGUUUACCUUGGACAAGUAAAAUAAACUGAAAUCUCCUAACGGUGGAUAUCGGAUUCUCCGAUCAUCGAUGAAAAUGAUAUAUCGAUAUGAAAGCUAUACUAUAUAUAUUCUAGCGUAUUGCUGAUAUAUUUGUAUUAUAUUAUAUUAUAUAUAUACUUUUUUCAAUUGUUUCCAUUUCGCUGGCUUGAUGCUUUGUUCGCAGCUUCGAAUCUAAGAAUCUUAUACGAUAAUGCAAUAAUUCCCCUUUGAACGAAAUUGCGAUAUUAAAACAGAUAUUAACAGCACAAUAUGUAUAUAAUAUAAUAAAUUAUUUAAUGUCUUCUCCCGAUUGUACAGUGUACUUAUAUUUGGCGAUUAGUGUGUCACAUAAAGCUUCGAUGACGCGUAACGCAAUAAAUUUACAGUAAAAUGGGAUGCAUUGUGAGAAUAUUUGUCAGAUGGAAUGUAAAAUGCCCUACGAACUUUGUCCUUAAAUUAAUAUCCGCAGGUAUCCGAUCCGUUACAUCAAUUAGAGCGGAUACAUCAGUUUCUGGUCCUAGAUAUCUUUACAACGAUUAAUUAAGACAUCGUUUUAAAUUACGCUAUGUUGUUAUUCAAAUAUUCUACUGUCGUAAACGUGAUAUCUCCUCGUCGAAAGUCUAAAACUAAUUGAAACAAAAGAAAUAUCGAUCUAGAUUAUUCGCACCUCCGUGAAUAUUUGAUUUAAAUAAUAGAGCAGCUAGAUGGAUAGGUUGAUCUAGACUCGUGAAAAUAAUUUUAACGGGGCAGCUCCAAAAUUCGAUCAAACCUCACGGAGAUCCUGCUGAGAACGUUUCUUUAUCAAGUUUCGUGUAUUCAGAUUUAACGGUGAAUGAUUAGAAUAAAUAGGGUUGGCACAACCAUAGUCAUAAGAUUACAUACUACAAGAGCACUGAACGCGAGCCCUGAAUUCGCGAAUUCCACCUUAAAUAAUUAACUCGAUAAAUCACGAUUGUCACAUGUCGCGGCAUAUAUCGCGGUCCUUAUAGCAUAAUACGUUUCACGUUUAUGGCUCGCGUCGCUGGCCACUAAACACAGACACACAAUUCACAGCAUAUUUCGUAAAAAGCGAAGCCACUCGUUGGGAAUCACUGAAGCACCACGUUUAAUACAUAGUCCUCGAGAAGCUUCGACAUUUCAACACGGCGUGGUUCGCGUCCACGCCAUAGGAAAGGAGGAAGUUCCUCUGAGCACUGAUAUCACCAAGUCAAUGAGUUGUAUCGUCGUAUGGGAAACCACUCAUUCCAAGAUACGCACGUGAUAGUUCUCACUCUCUUUCUCUCUCUAUUACCCUAGGUAACUACAGAAUACGGAGAAAAAAUCGCGCGUGAAGAAAAGGAUUUAGCUAAAGGGGGGAAAGAAAACAGGAAAACUUGACAGACCCUGAUAUGAAUCUUCGGUACCGAGAGCUUCCUUCUAU